CGCCAUUCUCAGAUUUCGCCUGCACUUUCAAGCUCGGACUCAAAAAAAAAUCACCCAUUUCUCUCUCUCUUCAAUCUUCGUCAAUUUGAGUAAUGGGGGAUUCAAAGCCGAAAUCUGGAGGAGUCUGGCCCACCGUCAAGCCCUUCGUCAAUGGCGGACUCUCGGGAAUGCUCGCUACCUGCGUCAUCCAACCCAUCGACAUGAUCAAGGUGAGGAUCCAGUUAGGUCAGGGAUCGGCAGCUCAGGUCACCAAGAACAUGCUCGCGCAGGAGGGAUUUGGAUCCUUUUACAAGGGUCUUUCUGCUGGUUUAUUAAGACAAGCUACAUACACAACAGCACGUCUUGGAUCAUUUAGAGUACUGACGAACAAAGCAGUCGAGGCUAAUGAUGGGAAGCCCCUACCUCUCCUUCAGAAAGCUGCUAUUGGUUUGACGGCUGGAGCAAUUGGAGCAUCUGUUGGUAGUCCAGCUGAUUUAUCUCUCAUCCGAAUGCAGGCUGAUGCAACACUUCCCCUAGCACAGAGACGGAAUUACAAAAAUGCAUUUCAUGCUCUUUAUCGAAUUUCUGCUGAUGAAGGGGUUUUGGCUCUCUGGAAAGGUGCAGGGCCUACUGUAGUGAGGGCAAUGGCCUUAAAUAUGGGCAUGCUUGCCUCAUACGAUCAAAGUGUUGAGCUUUUCAGGGAUCAACUUGGUUUUGGAGAAAUCAGUACUGUUGUUGGGGCUAGUGCUGUUUCAGGAUUCUUCGCAUCUGCUUGUAGUUUGCCCUUUGACUAUGUCAAAACUCAAAUCCAGAAGAUGCAACCAGAUGCAAACGGGAAAUAUCCAUACACUGGUUCUUUGGACUGUGCUUUGAAGACCUUAAAGAGUGGAGGACCUUUUAAAUUUUACACAGGGUUUCCUGUCUACUGUGUGAGGAUUGCUCCCCAUGUCAUGAUGACGUGGAUAUUCUUGAAUCAAAUCCAGAAGCUUGAGAAGUCUAUAGGCUUGUAGUUUGUGACCUACUAAGCAUAUCAUCAUUUUAGUUGAGUAUAAACUGUUUCAUAAUAAGAUCCCGGCUUUGUUAAAGUGUCGUCGUUGAGGCUUAUUUGUUAUCUUGAAGGCCAACUGACCCAUAUCAUUUAAGGGACUCGGUAGUUUGCAGUUGAGCAAGCUGCAACAACCUUUUUUGUUAUUGUUGUUGUUGUUGUAUUCCAUUAAACUUACAGAAUUUUUUUUUUUGGGGGGUAGAUACCUCAGGCAGUUGAAAUGUAGAACAUGGUGUCAUGACCCCCCAAACAUAUAUUUACUCUAUCAGAGAGUUUAAACGUUUUGCGUCCUUCUGUUA
Asparagus officinalis (garden asparagus) is the source of this 1323-nucleotide messenger RNA. Its product is annotated as mitochondrial dicarboxylate/tricarboxylate transporter DTC-like. The record is from RefSeq and is a predicted model, not a curated record. The transcript has 6 exons. NCBI's taxonomy places the organism in Eukaryota, Viridiplantae, Streptophyta, Magnoliopsida, Asparagales, Asparagaceae. The coding region runs from base 93 to 989 and encodes 298 amino acids. Gene Ontology annotation, molecular function: oxoglutarate:malate antiporter activity.